CGGGCCCCGUGUCGGAGUGCGCCCCGCCCUGCCGGGCGAGCCCCGGUCCCUCCAUGAGAGCGCUCGGCGGGGUCCGGCUCUCAGCUCGGAGCGCUCUUGCUGUCGCCCCCCCCUCCCCAGCCGGAGCCGCCAUCGCCGCCUAACAUGAGCAAACUGUCGUUCCGGGCCCGGGCGCUGGACGCGUCCAAGCCGCUGCCCGUCUUCCGCUGCGAGGACCUGCCCGACUUGGCCGAAUAUGCCUCCAUUAACCGGGCCGUGCCGCAGAUGCCCACGGGCAUGGAGAAGGAAGAGGAGUCGGAACAUCAUCUCCAGCGGGCUAUCUCAGCACAACAAGUAUAUGGAGAGAAGAGGGAUAACAUGGUUAUACCGGUUCCAGAAGCUGAAAGUAAUAUUGCAUACUAUGAAUCUAUAUAUCCUGGAGAAUUUAAAAUGCCAAAGCAGCUGAUUCACAUACAGCCUUUUAGUUUGGAUGCUGAGCAACCGGAUUAUGACUUGGAUUCAGAAGAUGAGAUCUUUGUGAAUAAGUUGAAGAAAAGAAUGGACAUCUCUCCUUUGCAAUUUGAGGAGAUGAUAGACAGACUAGAAAAGGGCAGCGGUCAGCAGCCAGUCAGCCUGCAAGAGGCCAAGCUGUUGCUGAAGGAAGAUGAUGAAUUGAUCAGAGAAGUGUAUGAGUACUGGAUUAAAAAGAGGAAAAACUGUCGAGGUCCCUCUCUUAUCCCAGCAGUGAAACAAGAGAAGCGAGAUGGUUCCAGCACAAACGACCCUUAUGUUGCUUUUAGAAGACGAACAGAAAAGAUGCAGACACGAAAAAAUCGAAAAAACGAUGAGGCAUCUUAUGAGAAGAUGCUUAAGCUGCGUCGAGAUCUGAGUCGUGCAGUAACCAUCCUGGAGAUGAUAAAGAGGAGGGAAAAAAGCAAGAGAGAGUUGCUGCAUUUAACACUGGAAAUUAUGGAAAAGAGGUAUAAUUUGGGUGACUACAGUGGAGAGAUCAUGUCUGAGGUCAUAGCACAACGGCAGCCAAUUAAACCUACCUAUGCUAUUCCCAUCAUUCCUGUGACUAACAGCAGUCCUUUUAAACACCAAGAAGCUAUGGAACUGAAAGAAUUUAAAGUUAAACAAGAUAAACCUGAUGUUAUUAGACCCAAAAGAAAGUAUGAAAAGAAGCCAAAAGUCUUACCUUCGUCUGCUGCUGCUACUCCUCAACAGACAAGUCCUGCUGCACUGCCAGUCUUUAAUGCUAAAGAUUUGAAUCAGUAUGAUUUUCCUAGCUCGGAUGAAGAACCUCUCUCCCAGGUUUUGUCUGGUUCUUCGGAGGCUGAGGAAGAAAAUGAUCCUGACGGUCCUUUUGCCUUCCGUAGGAAAGCAGGCUGUCAGUACUAUGCUCCUCAUUUAGACCAGCCUGGCAACUGGCCAUGGAGUAGCCCUAAAGAGGGAAGAUUAGGAGAUGUGCGUUACAGAUACUGCUUAACCACCCUCACUGUACCCCAGAGGUGUAUUGGGUUUGCACGAAGACGGGUUGGCCGUGGUGGAAGGGUACUACUAGACAGAGCGCAUUCGGACUACGAUAAUACAUUUCAUCAGCUGGAUUUGGAAAUGUUUUCCUCAUCACAACACUCUUCAAUCAGUCAAUUUGCCAAUACCUCAGAAACAAAUACCUCGGACAAAUCUUUCUCGAAAGACCUCAGUCAGAUACUAGUCAAUAUCAAAUCAUGUAGAUGGCGGCAUUUUAGGCCUCGGACACCAUCCCUACAUGACAGUGACAAUGACGAACUCUCCUGUAGGAAAUUAUACAGGGGUGUAAAUCGAACAGGCACAGCACAACCUGGGACCCAGACAUGCAGUACCUCUAUACAAAGUAAAAGUAGCAGUGGUUCAGCACAUCUUGAAAGUGAAACAUCUUUGGGCCUGGUGCAUCAAAUACUAAAUCACACUGAUGGCUCUAAGUCUCUCCAAUCUUCCGAAUUCACUGCAUUUACAGCCGAACAAUACCAGCAACAUCAACAGCAACUGGCACUAAUGCAGAAACAGCAGCUUGCACAAAUUCAUCAACAGCAAGCAAAUAGUAAUUCCUCUGCCAACACAUCACAGAACCUUGAAACUAACCAACAGGAAAGUGGCUUUCGCCUGAAUCUACAUCAUAGCCAUUCUGUAAAGUGUUUAGAAGGGACACUGCAGGGUUUUGUUUCCAAGACACUGGAUUCUGUUAGUGCUCAAUUUGCUGCUUCAGCUUUGGUUACAUCAGAACAACUGAUGGGAUUCAAAAUGAAGGAUGAUGUGGUGCUUGGAAUUGGGGUGAAUGGCAUUCUUCAAGCCUCAGGAGUGUACAAGGGCUUACACCUCAGUAGUACUACACCUACAGCACUUGUCCAUACAAGUUCAUCAUCAACAGCAGGUUCAGCCUUGUUACAGCCUUCAAAUAUAACGCAGACUUCAAGUUCCCACAGUGCACUGAGUCACCAAGUAACUGCUGCCAACUCUGCAACAACUCAGGUUCUGAUUGGGAACAACAUUCGAUUAACUGUGCCCUCAUCAGUUGCCACUGUAAACUCUAUUACCACACUCAAUGCACGACAUAUACCUAGGACUUUAAGUGCUGUUCCAUCAUCUGCCUUAAAGCUGGCUGCAGCAACAAAUUGUCAGGUGCCCAAGGUUCCAGCUUCAUCCUCUGUGGAUGCAGUACCAAGGGAAAACCAUGAAACGGAGAAGCCAGCACUGAACAAUAUAGCGGACAAUACAGUAGCAAUGGAGGUGACGUAGUUUCCAUAGGAGUGAAACUGCAGCCUUGGGAACUUGUUUAGGUGCUAUGCAUCAGUAGCAUUUUGAAUGCAAGGGAUGAUGGAAUGCCGCACAUUGCGUUUCCAUGGCAGCUGUGGGGACGUGACAGCAAUGCACAUCUCUCAUGCUUUGGUUUUUCUUUUCUUACUGUUAAUAGGAAAGAAUCAACAUCUGUAAAUUAACAAUACAGCAAUUAUCUGUACAGUACUGCAUAUUUGUAAUACCCUUGUAUAUAUGUUACUUGAAUACAAAACUGUUCAUUUGUGAUGCUUUGCACUUGGG
Molecule: messenger RNA, 3057 nt
Organism: Gymnogyps californianus (California condor)
Lineage: Eukaryota; Metazoa; Chordata; Aves; Accipitriformes; Cathartidae
Gene: EPC1
Product: enhancer of polycomb homolog 1
Exons: 16
Coding region: 145-2757 (870 amino acids)
Biological process (GO): regulation of transcription by RNA polymerase II
Cellular component (GO): piccolo histone acetyltransferase complex
Source: RefSeq, a predicted model, not a curated record